Messenger RNA from Branchiostoma floridae (Florida lancelet), 1980 nucleotides. Its product is annotated as collagen alpha-1(XXV) chain-like. The coding region runs from base 120 to 1013 and encodes 297 amino acids. The transcript is spliced from 6 exons. Lineage: Eukaryota; Metazoa; Chordata; Leptocardii; Amphioxiformes; Branchiostomatidae. The record is from RefSeq and is a predicted model, not a curated record.
CCACAAGCCGCUGCCCCACCGCCCACAUCUUAGCACGCACUGCUGGCACUGCCCAGCACUGAGGGGACGCCACCCACCAUACUGAGACGUUCUCUGCCUUUGCCGACCAACAAGACAACAUGGCCUUUCAAACUAUCUACUACCUCACGACUCUAUCUCUUCUCGUCUCCACGUGUGCAGCACAAGAUGAAGAUGAAGAUAAGGAUGCUAAGAUUAAAGACCUUCAAGGACAACUUGACCUGCUGAAGGCCAGAGUGGAGAUGGUGGAAGAGAUCAUUCGGGAUGCGGGCCUCCACAUGCCUGAUCCUAACCAACUUGCUGCAACAGUAGCUCCCAAGGCCAACAAGACAGGACCCUGCGAGUGUCAGCCUGGAGAGCCCGGUCCCAUGGGACAUCAGGGCUGGCCCGGGAUACGGGGACAGCCUGGUAUAAUGGGACCCAGAGGUCAGAAAGGAGAAUCUGGUUCCCCGGGAAGGAUAAUUCUGACCGGAGAACCGGGGGUGAAGAUCCCGGACGUGGUGCCCGGCCCGCCCGGCCCUCCUGGUCCCCCCGGUCCGCCGGGUCCUGCCGGUGUGCAGGGUCUCCCUGGGGUCACGGGCAUGAAGGGAGAGGCAGGACUUCCAGGAGAGUCAGCUACCAUCCUUCGUGACGGAACCGCCGAUGCCUGCAGCCUGUGCCCAACCGGACCGAAAGGCGACCGCGGCCCGAGGGGAGAGAUCGGUUACCCCGGGUUACCGGGGCUCCAGGGCCGCUCAGGCAUCCCUGGCUUCCCGGGAGUUCCGGGAAUGAAGGGUCUCCCUGGAGAUACUGGUACUGCAGGAACCUGCGACGCUUCCGCUUGUGCAGAGGGGGCCAAGAAAGACCGCGGGAAGAGCAGAAACCGCGGCGAGCGCAGGAAGGGCAGGAGGGGAAAGGGGCGCAGGCGCAAGAGCGACAAGGAGAAAGCCGAGAACAGUGGAAGUUUCAGUCCCCCGCCCUCUCCUGUCCCUACCCCUACUCCCCCUCCCUCUUAAAUGGUAUCACCUAGGUCCUGAGCAACUGGGUGGUAGAGAAGGGGAUCUUUCCAAGAUUUAGCGAAAUGUGUUAACCACAAUCUACGACAUGCAAUUCAAAAACGAUUGAACUCUCAAGAUUACAAAUUUACCCCGAUUAUCUUGUCUUCGAAUUCCUUAAGACAACUACGGACCUACAUUCUUAGAACAAGCCAGAUAACGCUCUUGCUUACGAUAUAAAGAUUAGAAACUCUUUGUUUUGUAUAAUAGAUAGAAUGUAAGGAAGGGUUAUGACAAAAUACGUCCAAAGAAUGCGACUACACGGUUUCAUUUGUCACUCAUUUAUGUUCAUAUGGCUCGCCCCUCGACAAUUUUAUAAUAAGAAAUCAGAAUAUCUUUGAUUUCUCGUAAAGGCCACGUUGCGCAUGCGUCACGGACCCCCUGAGUUUCCUUCACACCUCUACUUCAUUACUUUUAUGUUUAUCAUAAACCCAUAAAUCGCACUUGGAGACAGUCGUAAUUCAUUUAUAGACAUUUUUUUCAUCAUCGAUCAUAUCAUCUAGUCAUAGAUGAAUAUUCCAUCUGUUUAGCGGUGCUUCACUAAAUCAGGCAACCGAAAGCAUUCCUUUUUCAUUCAGGUACUGUAUAAUAUUCAACGUGUAAUCUAUCUAGAGCUGUAAGUGUUAAAAUUUGUUUAAUAUAGUACCUUUUCGAAGGAUCAUUAUGUUUAUUACAUAACUGUAUUUUUUCUUAAUCUAAUGGUACCUGAAAAACAGGUCACAAUCUAGACUUGAGAUAUAUUAGUCUGGUUAAACAAUAAACUAGGUACUAGUGGCUCGUGCACCGAAUACAAAUUGUAUGUGAUAUUACGUUACAUGACACUGUGAAGAAAGAUGUAUGUGACGAAAUAGAGUUGCUAUGCUAUGGAGUAAGACGUGUGUACACUUCGUAUUAAGGACACUUCAAUAAACAAUGCUAGUGGUGUUAA